Eucalyptus grandis is the source of this 426-nucleotide messenger RNA. RefSeq names its product mediator of RNA polymerase II transcription subunit 28-like. The transcript is spliced from 3 exons. Gene Ontology annotation, biological process: regulation of DNA-templated transcription. NCBI's taxonomy places the organism in Eukaryota, Viridiplantae, Streptophyta, Magnoliopsida, Myrtales, Myrtaceae. The record is from RefSeq and is a predicted model, not a curated record. Gene Ontology annotation, cellular component: mediator complex. The coding region runs from base 1 to 426 and encodes 141 amino acids.
AUGUCUGAGAGACAAGCCCUCGACCAGCAGCAUCAAGUUCAUCCCCAGCUGCAAUCUCCACGGCCUCCAAAGGAAGAUAUGGUUGCUUGUGUUACUGCAUUGGAGGAAGCUUUGUUGCCAUGCCUGCCAGCAAGAGAGCUUCAGGCUAUAGACUGCUCGCAGCAUCCUUUUCCCCAACUUGAUGUUGAAAGGCAUGCUAGAGAUUUUAUGGAGGCUGCCAAAAAACUUCAAGUUUACUUUAUCGGUCUCCAAUGUGAGGAUCAGCCAACCGAGGCUGAAAAGCGUACACAGGAGAUACUUAUGAUGGAGGAAGAACUAAAAAUAAAGACCGAGCUCAUCAAGAAACAGGAGAGACUGAUCCAAGGGUGGAGGAAGGACUUGAAGGACCAAUUGGGCAAAAUCAACUGUGAACUUGAAAAGGUAUAG